Glossina fuscipes is the source of this 2733-nucleotide messenger RNA. RefSeq names its product peroxidase. Bases 40 to 2076 code for a protein of 678 amino acids. The transcript has 9 exons. Gene Ontology annotation, molecular function: heme binding; peroxidase activity. The record is from RefSeq and is a predicted model, not a curated record. Gene Ontology annotation, biological process: response to oxidative stress. Lineage: Eukaryota; Metazoa; Arthropoda; Insecta; Diptera; Glossinidae.
AAUAGAAUUAAUAUUUUUUAGAAUUUAUUAUUAACAAAAAUGAUUCACGGAUCGGCAGUUUGUCUUUUCUUGUUACUCGCAACACCAUCGUGCCGAUCAUAUGUGCAAAAAAUAUCAUCCAGUGGCUAUAGCAUAAUUCAUAGUAAACCCGAAAUCGAUGUAUUCCCAAGUCAUAUAGAGAAUGCCAUACCUACUGUUUUCGUGAAUACAUCGCCUGCACCAAGUAAUCCAUUUAUGCCAGCCAUGUAUGGUCCCGGUUAUCCCCGAGCCGGACAAGCUUCAUGCGCUGUGCCUCCGCCCGCUUGUCCAAAGUCUCAAUACCGCAGCAUGGAUGGAUCCUGUAAUCAUCUGGAACAGCCACAGUUGGGUAUGGCCAACACAAGAUAUGGACGUUUACUGGCGCCUAAAUACGCUGAUGGAGUUUCAGCCCCAACCAGGUCAAUAACUGGAGAUGAAUUGCCGAAUGCACGGUUGAUUUCUUUAGUCGUGUUUGGAGAAAUGGAUGUACCAGAUCCACAGUUUACAUUAGUUAACAUGCAAUGGGGCCAAGUGAUAACGCACGAUAUGUCUAUGCAAGCUGGAGGCACACAGUCAAGGAAGCAUCCGACACGCUGUUGCACCGAUGAUGGACUUUUAAUUUCAAACGAUUUGCUUCCUAAGACCUGCUUCGCCAUUUUGGUGCCACCCAAUGAUCCCGCAUAUUCUCAAGUUGGCAUUCAGUGUCUGAAUUUUGUUCGGACCUUAACCGAUUUGGAUGCAAACUGCCCAGAUAGGCAGCAACAAGCUGAACAGCUGACGACGGUCACAUCUUAUAUGGAUUUAUCGCUUGUGUACGGAAGUUCAAUACAACAGAAUAGUCAAAUUCGUGAAUUCCGUGGAGGUCGCAUGAUAGUAGAAGAAAGAAACGGAGCGGAAUGGUUGCCAUCGUCCCAAAACGUCACCGCAGAUUGCGAUGCUACUGAUUUGACUGAGGUUUGCUAUCGCGCAGGCGAUAUACGCGUUAAUCAAAAUCCCGGGCUAGCAAUGUUGCAUACGAUUUUGCUUAGAGAACACAAUCGGAUCGCCGAUGGUUUAGCUAAAUUAAACCCGCAUUGGGAUGAUCGCACACUGUUCCAAGAGGCUCGAAAAAUCAACAUUGCUCAAUAUGCACACAUCAGCUAUUAUGAAUGGCUUCCUAUUUUCUUAGGCUACGAAAAUAUGCUUAAGAAUCGCUUGAUUUAUUCCGCACCAAAAACUACUCAUAUUAACGACUAUGAUCCCAGCAUAGAUCCAAGCGUAUUAAAUGGUCAUGCUACUGCUGCUUUUCGAUAUUUCCAUUCACAGAUUGAAGGAAGAUUAGAUUUGAUUUCAGAAAUAAGAUCCGUUGCCGGCGCUUUGCGGUUGAGCGAUUGGUUCAAUCGUCCAGGUAUAAUUGAACUUGGUGACAAUUUUGAUUCAUUAACGCGUGGCCAUGCAACCCAGCCUCAAGAACUAACUGACAUCAACUUUGAUAGAGAAAUAAAACACUAUUUAUUCAGGCGCAACAGACCGUUCGGCAGUGACUUGAGAGCCAUUGACAUACAACGCAAUCGUGACCAUGGUUUAGCAUCUUACAAUGAUUAUAGGGAAUUUUGUGGCUUAAGACGAGCAAACAAUUGGGAAGACUUUACUGACCUAAUUGCUGUCGAAACUGUUGAGAAACUAAAAACUUUAUACGCCAGUCACGAAGAUGUUGAUGUGACCGUGGGUGGCUCAGUAGAAAGACACGUGAUCGGCGCAUUGGCAGGCCCAACCUUUUUAUGCCUCUUAACGGAGCAAUUCUAUCGUACGCGUGUGGGUGAUCGUUUCUUCUACGAGAAUGGAGAUAAAUAUGCCGGUUUUACACCAGAUCAAUUGGCGGAAAUACGCAAAGCAAGUAUGGCGCGAUUGUUGUGCGACAACGGUAACAGCAUCGAAUCCAUGCAACCCAAGGCUUUCUUACAAGUUUCGAAUUCGAAUCCGGUUGUCUCAUGUUCUAAUAUCCGAGAAGUCGAUUUGAGCAAAUGGAUCGAUCAAAAAGUAUAUUUAACAGCGGCCCCCUUACAUUACGGCAAAUAAUGGUUGGAAAUAUGAAUAAAAACUUGUUGAAAAUUGAUGUGACGAAUCGUGUUUUUGUGAAUUAAAUCAUGCGCUUUCAAGUGUAUAUAAAUGUAUAUAUGUAUUUACCUAGUUUUUAUUUAAAUAUUUUUAAUAAAGUCUAUUUUAGUCACAAAGAAAAGCUCGUUAAAACAAUAUAGCCGAAUAAAGCCAGACGACUUCAUCUAAUCCAAUUCUUUCCCGAUCUUUGUCAUAAAGUCCAGUAAAGACUUUCUUUUCAUGAGAACCUUUAUAUGAGGCGAUACGGAAUUUGAUACAAAUUUGGCCAAAUUCGAUACAAUAAAUUUAUGUCUUAAGUCGUUAAUUUUGAUCAAUUUUUAUCAUCAAAUACUAAAAAUGUAAACUAUUUGCCAUAGGAAGACUCGAGGCAAAGAAAUUUUGAUUAAAUCUGCUGACAGUUACUCAGCCGACCGACACUAUCUUCUAUCCAAAUCCCAAUGAAUCAAGAGUUUAUCUAUUUUGAUUGUUAAUAAAUAUAAACUCACGUAAAUCCUAUCGACACGGAUUCAGUCCAAUUUCUAAUCGAAGAAUAAUAACUCUUCAUUAUGUUCACAGUUAUGGAAAUAGCAGAUUUGAUUCAGUUUAUAAAAUGUGCAUAUUUCGAUUAAAAAUUUAUUU